GAGUUUUGUGGCAGUAUUUGCUUGAUCGGUCUGAUCUGCGGUGCUGACCCGCUGGCUGGGGGAUCCAGCGGGUCAUAGAGCCGCGAUGACAGGCGGGAUCGAUUGUGGAGGAGCUUUUUCAGAUACUUCGUUAAUUCCCAUAAGUGCAGCAGUGGAGGAAACCGUAUAGAAAUAAUUGUGAGAUAUUAUUACGGAGUAAACGUGUGUCCCCAGUAGAUAUGGUCUAAAUGACAGUUUCAUAAUAAACCUGUAAUUAUCAGCUUUAAAAGUCCGAAUUGUCAGUAGACUGUCUGUAGAACGGGAAAGCAGAUCAGGUAGGAGACAUCAACUAAUCAACAGACAAUCAAUUAAGCAGUGGCUAAUUGAUAGUCCACAUGACAGUCUUUAUCCAAACUCAGCCAUCAUUAGCACCAUUACGCAUGUCGCUGGCUCUGCCUCUGCAUGAAUAAUAACGGAGGGAGAGUCUCACAGAUGGAAGCAGAGACUGAGCUGAUGUGUCAGUCCUUGAACCUCAAACCACUCACAGCAGGCAGGCGGCCUGAGGGCAAACUGGAUCCGCUCCUGCAGCACAUCCAGCUGUCUGAUAGGCGUCUCUCUUUUCCUGUCCUCCCAGGAGCUGCUUUUUUUGGUCUCAAAGUUGGUUAGUUGGCAGUUUGGACCGUUUCCCACCCUUUAUUGAAGAUUAAUUCCCAAUUUCUUUCUUGCAUCACAGCUUUUUGAGAAUAUAGGAUGCAGGUUUUUACACCAUGGGAGCUCAAACUCAGUGGAGUGAAGCUGUCUUCAUGUGUUUCUAGUUUGAUUACAAAUGGCAGCCUGCUUAUCUGACAAAGCUGGAACCUGGAUCUCCCACACAGGAAAUCAAACUUCAGCCUCUGUGCCACUGGAGAUAGUAGCUGGCAGAGAAAACAGUCUCUGCCGGCCAAGAGAUUUACGUGGGCUUACACAGCUUCAGCGAGAGCCGCUCUGCCUUCAGACCUCUCCUCAGUGAACGCAACUCGCCACAUGGACAAACCAAAUCUGAACCAGGCCUUCCCACCGAGGAUGCUUGAACACCAGUGGGUCAGCUGGAGGCAAAUCCAACCAGUCCAUGAUUCAGCAGAAGAGAAUAUGAAAUCACACUUCCUGCAGAGCUGAUCAUGCUACAAGUGCCUCUCUGCCGCCCCCUGCUGACCAUGCAGAGUGUGUGUACAGUGGUCCUUGUACUCGCCACCGCUGCCCUCACCUUGGCAGACCCCGACACGCACAGGCCGAGACAUGACUCCAACCUGGAGAUCUACAAACGGCUGUUUGAGACCAAGAGGAAGGAUCAGCUGAACGCGCUCAAGAAUCUGGUGGAGCUGAACGACAUCAACCAGCAAUACAAGAUCAUAGACAUCAUGCUCAAAGGACUCUUCAAGGUGCUGGAGGACUCGAGACAGAUCCUGGUUGAAGCCAACAUGCAGCCUGACGACCCCUUCCCCAUGGAUGAUAAGAUCAAGGAAGCUUAUUCCCACGUGGUGGAGAACACAGCCUUUUUUGGUGACGUGGCGCUGCGGUUCCCCCGUAUUGUCCACCAUUACUACGACCGGAACGCUGACUGGGGUGGUCUGCUGCGCUGGGGCCUGAACUUCUGUAACCAGACAGGGGUUUUCACAGGAGGAGCUCACCAACAUGUCCUCACACUAAUGUCACAGGAGCUGGGAAUAACUGAGAAGUCUCCAGACUUUAUAAACCCGUAUCGCACGGAGAGAGACGACGUGCUUCACACUGCCGAGGCUUUCCAGAAGAUCCUAAGGGAGGAGGAGAAGAGGAGGAGGAAGGAAGAGAAGAGGAAAGAAAUCAGGAAAGGCCCUCGCAUCUCCCGCUCUCGCACUGAGCUGUAGCGCUGCACCUCAGAGCUUGUGGAGAGCAGAGAAGACGAGGAAGCAGCAUACGCACAGAUCACAAGGGGUGGCUUGACGUGUAGACUCCGACAGCGCCGGAAACAAACGCUGCCAUCACUUGUCCAAAAGCCAGGUGCUCUGCUGAAAACAAGAGAAGAACCCUCAGUGCGACUCUACCAGUGAAGUGGAAGUAGAGGCCGGUCCGAAUUUGACAAAGGCCUCAACUGCUGUACUCUUACAGCCAUUUAUAAUUGGAAACUCUAACGUCAUAUAAGAGGUUAUAGACCUCUCUGGAACAGGAUCUGAUAAGGGAAGCUCAUUUUUAAUUACUUGAGGAUUAUAUAGCUGUACUUUGGGAUAUAAUUAAUUUUAGUCUAAUAAAUUUGCUUCAGAACUUUGCAAACCCUUAUCAUACUGUCUGGUCUAGAUUUGAUGUGUCUAAAGCGCAUAUGCUUCAAAUACGUGUGGUUGCCAAAUAUAAAUUUGACCUCACCUCAUUUAAGUGUGCUCAGUUUCUAGUUAGGUUAAAUGUAAUUUACAGUGGAAUACAGUUUGAUUUCAUUUGCUUUUCUGAGAUUUGUUAGAGAAUGUUUGUGAGUUGUAAGGUUUAUGUUCUUAUUGCUGCUCAAAGUACAAGAUGCAAGUAUAUUUUGUUUGCCUUAAGGAUGGUGAAAUUAGUUACCAGUGGUUAAUUUUUUGUUUCUUUCUGAAUGCUUAGUUUAUCACUAUCUGAGGGAUCAUUAAGUCUUUUGAAACCAUUAGUCAAUUCUUUUUACACCAGUCUGUUGUUGUUUUACUUAAUAGAAUUUUAUUUACUCUGUUGGAAAACAAAUCUGUCAGCCAGUGACCCUUCAUCCUCUUUCUUUGUUAAAUACUUAGCCUUUUUUUUUUAUUCCUAUGCUUUUUAUCUUUCGGAAAUCGACAUAAUUUAAUGAUUUAGGUAUAUGGAAUUGAGAUUGGUGUAAUUUUGAGAUUGUGUUAUGACUUAUACAACUAUAUGUAUAUUCAGAGAAAGAAUAAUGUUGCUGCAGAAUAAACAAGCCAUUUUGUUAUCAGAUUUAAUGAAAUAAAGUGACUCGUAUGUA
Molecule: messenger RNA, 2947 nt
Organism: Monopterus albus (swamp eel)
Lineage: Eukaryota; Metazoa; Chordata; Actinopteri; Synbranchiformes; Synbranchidae
Gene: ccdc134
Product: coiled-coil domain containing 134
Exons: 7
Coding region: 1137-1862 (241 amino acids)
Source: RefSeq, a predicted model, not a curated record